AUGACCUUAGCCCUCAGCCCUGAAACGGACCUGUCCCAUUCAGACCAUGUGUCUCUGGUCCAGUUAAAGCGGGUGUCCGUGAUGCUGGUGGACUGCGGCGGGACUCAAGAACAGCGAGGGAGGGACCGAGAGCAACCCAAUACCCGAAAAGAAUCACCUCCCGCACCUGUAGGCUCCCCAGUGUCCUCCUCCACCUCACAGACAGAGAAGUCUAGAAAACACUCCCACUCUCCCCUGUGCCCCGUGCUCACGCCUCAGCAGUCGACUCACACAGGAAAGAGGUCACAUUCCUGCUCCCAGUGUGACAAGAGUUUUAGUUCUAGCGGUAAUCUCAAAAGACACCAGAUCAUCCACACAGGACAAAGGCCGUACCAUUGUAAUCAGUGUGGCAAUAGCUUUCAUCAAAGGAACGAUCUCAAACGACACCAGCGCAUUCACACAGGAGCGAGGCCAUUCAGCUGCUCUAAGUGUGGCAGGAGUUUCUCUCGAGAGAAUAUUCUUAAACAACACCAGCUCACCCACACAGGAGAGAGGCCAUUCCACUGCACUCAGUGUGGCAAGAGUUUCACUCGAAGGUUUAUUCUUAAACGACACCAGCGCAUUCACACAGGAGAGAGACCAUUCCACUGCACUCAGUGUGGCAGGAGUUUCUCUCGAGAGAAUAUUCUUAAACGACACCAGCACCACACACAGGAGAGGCCAUUCCACUGCACUCAGUGUGGCAAGAGUUUCACUCGAAGGUUUAUUCUUAAACGACACCAGCGCAUUCACACAGGAGAGAGACCAUUCCACUGCACUCAGUGUGGCAGGAGUUUCUCUCGAGAGAAUAUUCUUAAACGACACCAGCUCACCCACACAGGAGAGAGGCCAUUCCACUGCACUCAGUGUGGCAAGAGUUUCACUCGAAGGUUUAUUCUUAAACGACACCAGCGCAUUCACACAGGAGAGAGGCCAUUCCACUGCACUCAGUGUGGCAAGAGUUUCGCUCGAAAGAAUGGUCUUAAACGACAUAAGAACAUUCACUCAUGAGAGAGGCCGUUCAGCUUUAUACAGAUACAUUUUGACCCUUAGGUGCAUAGAUAUUAAAUAAUGAUUUAGAAACAAUUUAGUGACAUCAUUCAUAGAUAGAUAGCUUAUUAGAUUGGUUUGUCUAUUCAUCCCGAUGGCACGUUUGUUCCGAAUGUAGCUUCUAGGAAGAAAUCGGACCACAAUUUAGGGUUAGCGAUUCAGUCGCAAGUCAAGUCUCAAAGCUCACCCGCAGCUUCCUACAAGUGAGUAGUCAGUGUACUGCUGUCAGUGUGGCAAGAGUUUCACUCGAGAAAAAACAACACCAGCAGCUCAUACACACAGGAGAGGGGGCACACAACAGCACACCAUCACAAAGUUCACUGUAGUGAGAUUUAUAUUGGAGAGAGGCUUUAGAGUGGUGGGAAUGUUGAAAAUGAACAUUCUAAAGAACACUUUGGUUAAUUGAAUUCCAUAAUCUUUAAUUGUUUUGAAUGGAAUUUGUUGUCAUAAUGUUGGCACGUUUAAAUUGGCUGUAGGGUGGUCAGGUUUAGUUGCCGUUGGACAGUGAUACGUCUUUUAGAAACAGUUUAAUUCCUGUAUAAAAAAAAAAUUGAAAUAAACAACCUGUUUGGCAAAGUUUUUCUAAAUGGUUAAUUGUGUAAAAUGAAUGAAUUAAAAAAUCAUUAAAUCACUGCAUGUGUAGGCUGAACAGUCUUAAUGAGGUAUGAAGUAUUCAAAAUGCCUUGCGAUGGUUGACAUUCGCCUAUAACCACAAAUAAUGGUGACUGCACUCUGUGAUCCUUCGGAAUGAAGAAAGUCCGCUACACCAGUAGCUCCCAAUAAACAAUUAAUUUAAUGUGACGUUUCGAGCAUUGACCCUUCAUCAUAAUCCCCUACAGAUUGAAGGCUCUCUAGAUGUGUGUGUGUGUACUGUAUGUGUAUGUGUUCGUGAGAGAGCAAGAGAGAGACAGAGCAGGAGAGAUAUCUUACGGGUCUUGGGUUGCUUUCGGUACAUUUGAUCCUUUGUGAAUGAAGAAAGUCGGGCGUUAACCCUUCAUCAUCAUCCCCUACAGAUUGAAGACUCUAUAUAUGUGUGUGUGUGUGUGUUCGUGAGAAAGCGAGAGA
This is a messenger RNA of Alosa alosa (allis shad), 2133 nucleotides long. RefSeq names its product gastrula zinc finger protein xLCGF3.1-like. The record is from RefSeq and is a predicted model, not a curated record. Lineage: Eukaryota; Metazoa; Chordata; Actinopteri; Clupeiformes; Clupeidae.